This is a messenger RNA of Xenopus laevis (African clawed frog), 1423 nucleotides long. Its product is annotated as oocyte zinc finger protein XlCOF8.4. The record is from RefSeq and is a predicted model, not a curated record. The transcript has 4 exons. Lineage: Eukaryota; Metazoa; Chordata; Amphibia; Anura; Pipidae. Bases 20 to 1402 code for a protein of 460 amino acids.
CAAGAAGAUCCUGGAACUCAUGUCCAACAUCAUCCAGCUGCUGACUGGAGAGGUUGCCAUAAGGACUCAUCAUGUUUCCAUCUAUUUUUCCUUGGACGAGUGGGACUAUAUAAAAGGAAACAAGGACCUUUACAGCGAAGGGAUAAAGGAGGAGGAGCCCCAGCAGCUCCGCCCACUGGACUGUGAAUAUGAAGAUAAAAAAGAUAUCACAGCUGAUCUGGGAGGAACAUUAUGUUCUAAUAAUGAGACAAGCAAGAUUGGGGCUGAAGGAACAGAUUUUUGUGUCAACGGAAAUCCCACAAACCCUGACAUUUCUCCAGUGGAACAGCCCCCACCAGCCAAUGGGAUUAAAGAGGAAGUGGCUUUAUUUGAAAAGAGAAACCAAUCAGAUUGCAGCAUUAAUCCACUUACAGAACAGCUACAGGGAACAGAUACACCUACUCCUAUCAUGGGAUACAGCCUGAAUAACAACUUGGCAGCUAAUUAUAUAUCAGAUGGGAUUAAAGAGGAAGUGACUUCAUGGGAAGAGGGAAACCAAUCAGAUUACAGCAUUAAUCCUUUUACAGAACAGACACAAACAAUCGCUGAUAUAAAUUAUCCUUGUGCGAAAUGGGGGAAAUCUUUUCCACAGGGAUCAAAGAUCACUUUGAAUGAGAGAAAUCACUCAAAUGAGAAGUUAUUUUCUUGUUCUGUGUGUGGGAAAUGUUUUGCCCUUAAAACAGAGCUAACUAUUCAUUGCAGAAGCCACUCGGGAGAGAAACCCUUUCAUUGCACUGAAUGUGGCAAAUAUUUUUCACAUCGCUCAAACCUUAGGAGACACCAAAGAUAUCACACAGGGGACAAACCAUUCACUUGCUUCGAAUGUGGAACAUGUUUUGUUAAUUAUUCCUGGCUAAUGCUACAUAUCAGAAUGCACACAGGGGAGAGACCAUUUUCUUGUUCUGAGUGUGGCAAACGUUUUGCGCGGCGCUCAGUUCUGGAGGCGCAUCAGAAAAUCCACACAGGGGAGAGACCAUUUUCUUGUUCUGAGUGUGGGAAAGGUUUCAUAAAGCAAUGCGACCUUGCUAGACAUUACAGGACUCACACGGGGGAGAAGCCGUUCCCAUGUCCUGAAUGUGGAAAGUGCUUUACGCAGAGCAUGCAGCUUAUUCGCCAUCGCAGGACUCAUACGGGGGAGAAACCAUUCGCUUGUUCUGAAUGUGGGAAAUGUUUUGCACAAAACUCACACCUUACUCAGCAUCGUUUAGGUCACACAGGAGAGAAGCCGUUUUCCUGCUCAGAAUGUGGGAAAUGCUUUUCUCGACGCUCUCACCUUGUUGCACAUCUCAAGAGUCACUUGGGAACUGAGCCACUAAAUGCCAGUAAUACUGCAAUGGAAAUCACUCCUUACUGCCACUCAUAAAUAAUAAAUGUGUCUAUUUCA